CACCUGUGCCCAGCAGUGCACCCACCUGUGCCACCCAGCAGUGUCACACAAGUGUGCCCAGCAGUGCCACCCACCUGUGCCCACCAGUGCCGCCCACCUGUGCCCAUCAGUGCAGCCCAGCAGUGCUGCCAGUCAGUGGCGCCAGUCAGUGCCCAGCGGUUGUGCCAGUCAGUGCCCAGCAGUGCCGCCAGUCAGUGCCCAGCAGUGCCGCCAUCAGUGCCACCUAUCAGUGCUGUCUAUCAGUACCCAUCAUCAGUGUCGCCUAUCCGUGACACCUCAUUAGUGCUGCCUAUCAGUUCUGCUUAUCAGUGCCCUUCAGUGCUGCCUAGCAGUGCCCAUCAGUGCCGCCUAUCAGUGCUGCCUCAUCAACGCACAUCAUUG
This is a messenger RNA of Staurois parvus, 381 nucleotides long. Lineage: Eukaryota; Metazoa; Chordata; Amphibia; Anura; Ranidae. The record is from the annotation of a GenBank genome assembly.